AUGACCAAACCCCACCCAACCCUCACCGAACAGCUCCAAACCACCUACGACGCCCUCCUCCGGAUCCUCUACACCCACACCGACGCGCAGGGCAUCUCGCACCGUCCCUACGGCCUCGAUUGGAUCUACUUCGAGCGCCUGAUGUACCGACUGCUGCUCCUGCAGGGGGUGGCGCGGCCCGGCGACCGCAUCGCCCACGACCCGUGGGUGCUGUUCCUGGACCGGUAUGCGCCGCGCUCGGUGCGCCGCUCCCCGAGCGAGGCCGGCCGCGUGGAGGUGGCGUUCUUCCCCAGCUCGAUUCUGCAGUCGCCUUCCUCCGGCUCUUCUCCCCGCUUGGUUUCUGGGGGUGUUGAGCAGGGUCGUCGCGGCGUCAAUGGCUACGCCAACGGCAACGACUAUACCGGCAGUAACGGCUACGCUAGCAGCAACGGCAAUGCCCCCAUCUACGGUGACAGCGCUGGACCUCGUCCUCGGGUGGACUCCAACGGCCACGUGCACUUCGAUCAUACGGCUGUGCAGCGGGACCCGAGUCAGAGACGGUCGCCUUCGAUCCCUAGGUACUUUCAAUGACUUUGCUUUUGGGGGGUGGGGUAAGUUUGAUACCUUUCAGGCA
Molecule: messenger RNA, 613 nt
Organism: Aspergillus brunneoviolaceus CBS 621.78
Lineage: Eukaryota; Fungi; Ascomycota; Eurotiomycetes; Eurotiales; Aspergillaceae
Exons: 1
Coding region: 1-570 (189 amino acids)
Source: RefSeq, a predicted model, not a curated record